This is a messenger RNA of Papaver somniferum (opium poppy), 3208 nucleotides long. RefSeq names its product protein FAR1-RELATED SEQUENCE 5-like. Gene Ontology annotation, biological process: regulation of DNA-templated transcription. NCBI's taxonomy places the organism in Eukaryota, Viridiplantae, Streptophyta, Magnoliopsida, Ranunculales, Papaveraceae. Gene Ontology annotation, molecular function: zinc ion binding. The transcript has 4 exons. Bases 599 to 2635 code for a protein of 678 amino acids. The record is from RefSeq and is a predicted model, not a curated record.
CAACAACACUCGAUUCUAUUUUGCCCUCCAUUAUCAGAACCCAACCGGAGAUCUCCUGUAUGUAAUGUAAGACUGUAACAACUAAUCUCAAACUAAAAGCAAUCGAGAUGGUAUUUUGAGCAUUUAUUAGGGUUUCUCUUUCUUUUUCAGCUGCCACCAUCCUAAGUGAAUUUUAGAGAAAUCUGUAUUCUUAACUUAGAUACUUGAGAGUUCUGUUGAGAACUCGGGGCACCAUACCCCUGAAGCCAUCGAAAUCCAUGAUCGUUUCUGUUCAGGCAGAAUACUGUUCAACAAAUCGAAGAAGAUGAGUGGGACACUGACGGGUUUGUGAUCCCAAGCUUGUCAGUUGGAGAAUCUGAUCUAAGUAAGCCAGAUGGUCCAGAAGUGAAGGACGAUAAGGUCUCUUCUUCAAAGGUUAGGACUAUUUGAUUCAUAGUUCUGACGGGAACAUCUAAAAUAACAAAAGGAGGCUACUGAAGAAGAUGAGAAGAUCUACCUGGCGUCACAAGAGACACCACCUUCACAAGUGAAUCAGCAAGAGCUGAUCUUUUCCUCUGGCUAUAAGCAGUGGAUCAAGCAGAGACUUAAGGAAGCUGAAAUGGAUGUACCCAAUGAUGGGACGUUCUAUAAACCAUUUGUCGGAAUGGAAUUUGACUCUCUUGAUGAGUCAUAUUUUUACUACAAUGAAUAUGCUAGGGCUGUUGGUUUCAGCAUUCGAAGAGCCAAAAACCGUAGGUCAAAUAUAGACGGAGCUCUUAUAUUUCAGCGAUUUUGUUGUUCUAAGGAAGGUCAUCGCAGAAAGAGGCGGGAUAAUGAUGACGAGGAACCAAAGAAAAUGAAAGAUGGUGUCUUAGUAAAGGUGAGAAGACGAAAUGUAAGGUCUAUAAGAGUGGGUUGCAGUGCCAAGUUGGAUGUCAAAAGGGUUACUAAUGGUAAAUGGGUUGUGCGUAAAUUUGACGAAGAACACAACCAUGAAUGUGCUAAUUCAGGGGAAAAGCAUAUGCUGAGGUCUCAAAGACGCAUUCAAUCUAUUCAAGUAGACAUGAGCAUGAGUGACUGUAAGAUAAAGAAACCAGAAAAAGGAGAUGUAAGGGCUCUUCUAAAUUACUUUAGGGAAAUGCAAACCGAGAGUCCAUCCUUCUUUUAUGCCAUACAAGGUGGUAAAGAUGAUCGAAUGUUAAACUUCUUUUGGGCUGAUACGAGAUCAAGGAUGGAUUAUGGGUACUUCGGUGAUGUGGUCUAUUUCAAGAGUAACUAUGGGAUCAACAAGUACGGACGGGCAUUUUCACCGAUUCUAGGUAUAAAUCAUCACCUUCAGACAGUUUUAUUUGGUUGUGCAAUAUUAUUGAACGAGAAUGAGGAGUCCUUAACAUGGCUAUUGGAGACAUUUUUGAAAGCCAUGUCUGGACGUCGUCCAGUUGCAAUAGUUACUGAUGGAGAUGCAGCAAUGAUGAAAGCAAUUGAGCAAGUUUUACCAGGUACCCGUCAGAGUUUAUGUUUAGGGGAGAUUCUCGUGGAUGCUUCCAAUCAUUUUAGUCAUUUGGAAAAUAUGAGGGAUGCAUUUAUUACAGAUUUGAAGAAAUGUAUCUAUGAUACACAAUGGUGUGAUGAAUUUGAGUCAAGUUGGGCAUUGUUACAUGAAAAGUACAAGCUUCAUGAAAAUGAGUGGCUGGAUAAUUUGUACAAGAAACGGCACAUGUGGGCUCCAGUGUACUCGAGGCAUGUUUUCCACGCAAAUAUGAUGACGAUUCAAUGCAUCGAGAGUAUAAAUUCUUACUUCGAUGGAUUCGUGAAUGAGCCACUUCCUCUUUAUGAGUUUCUCAAGCAGUACGAGAAGGCGCUUGAUCAUAGACGGGAUGAGGAAAUAUCGGAAGACUUUCAGUCUCUUGAAACACGGCCUGUUUUGAAGUUAGAUGUUCCAAUGGAACAACAAGCUGCUGAUCUGUACACAAGAUCAGUCUUUAAAGAGUUCCAUAAGGAGUUUUGUGAGAGUUUUAGCUACAUUGCUGAAGAAACAGCAAGGGUAGGAACAAAUUGGACAUAUGCGGUGUCAAGGUGGGGUCAAAAUAGGAGUUGCCUUGUUAGUUUCAGCUCUUGUAAUAAUGACAUACGAGUGAAUUGUGAUUGUCAGAAUUUUGAGUUCAUGGGGAUUCUUUGUAAGCAUAUUUUUAAAGUCUUCACUGUGCGGAAUAUUAUGUUGGUUCCAGAUGUCUACAUCAGGAAAAGGUGGACAAAAAAGGCAAAAGUUGGGGUUUUCUUGGGUGAAGGAUGUAGGAAAGCGCAAGACGACUGUCAGAAAUCUCAAGCCUUGCGUUUUAACGAUCUUUGCCAACUCACUUUUAAUCUUUGUGCUAAGUCUGCAAUAUCCAUAAAUGCUUACCAAACUGCGAAAUCUACUAUGGAGAUGAUAAUUGGAGAGCUGGACAAAGAAGCCGAGGAAGAGGUGAGUAUUACUCAACCUAACAUAGAUCACGUUAGUAAUUUGCAUUAUCCCAUUGAUGCUGUUAAUGGUAUUGGAAGUUCCGAUCACCUAAUGGGUGAGGAUAAUCAGACAUUGACUUCAGGAAACCAUGUUACAAUGCAAAAUCCCCAAAGGGUUGGGGAUACCAGAACUGGGUUCUGGUUACGUCUUUAGCAUUCUCAAAUAUGUAAACAGAUAGUUGAAGAAGUUUUGUGAAUGUUAUUAUGUUUUUUAUAUGAAAACUGAUAUGAUGGAGUUCGACAUUAUACACUUUUUCAAUUGAUAGUGGAACAAAAAUAUUAAGAUCAACAAGGUUUCAAAUAGCUAGCCAACAUGUGUUCUUCCAUUCCUAACUGUAACCAGGUUUGGUUACCUCAGGCUUAAAUAGGCUCAUUUCUUUGAGAUUGAAGCCAGUAAGAUAGAAGUAUCUGAAGUAAUCAUUGCUGCUGUGGUUGGUAAAUUGCCCUGUCUUAACGUCUCUACCGGAUUUACGAUUAUGCACUUCUCUCCGGAAAUUAGAGAUCUGCAGACGCGAUAAACUAAAUAAGGAGUCGAUACCCUAUGAUCUUAAGAAGUCACUCACAGUUUCUUGAAGAACUCGAAGUUGAUUUUAUUCAAAGAGACGAGUAACUAGCAAUUCAUCUGUUGUUGGCCAUAUUAUUUUGAUGGAGCUUGCUACAAUUCAUCCCUUCCUCCAACAUCUGACUCAAUUACUACUACCAGGUUACUUAUACAGUAUGGGAUAUU